Dromiciops gliroides (monito del monte) is the source of this 1531-nucleotide messenger RNA. It is a transcript of the gene C2H15orf40, whose product is annotated as chromosome 2 C15orf40 homolog. NCBI's taxonomy places the organism in Eukaryota, Metazoa, Chordata, Mammalia, Microbiotheria, Microbiotheriidae. The coding region runs from base 27 to 470 and encodes 147 amino acids. The record is from RefSeq and is a predicted model, not a curated record. Gene Ontology annotation, cellular component: cytoplasm. The transcript has 4 exons.
UUCUGACGGAGAAGACUCCCCGGCACAUGCUCUACCUCGGCCGCUGGGCUAACUGGGCGCGGGUUGGCGCCGAGGCGGCAGCGUCCAGGCUCGCUUCUGCUUCGGGGAUGCCCAAGAAGGGGAAAGGCCAGAGUAAGGAGCUGGUGAAACCACUUCCUCCCGCUGGACCUGUGGCAGUUGAUCAGAGUGGUUCCAUUACAAUAGCCAUUCAUGCCAAACCUGGCUCCAAACAAAAUGCCAUAACAGAUGUGACAACAGAAAACAUAAGUGUAGCUAUUGCUGCACCUCCAUCAGAAGGGGAAGCUAAUGCAGAACUAUGUCGGUAUCUUUCCAAGGUCCUGGAACUUAGGAAGAGUGAUGUUAUCUUAGAUAAGGGUGGUAAGUCUCGUGAAAAAGUGGUAAAGAUUUUGGCAUCUACAACUCCAGAAGAGAUUUUGGAGAAAUUGAAAAAGGAAUCAGAAGCUCCCUAAAACAAACAGAAAUGGGCAGAAAUAAACAUUAUGUUUUUUGGAACUUUUUUUUAAAUACUAAAAAGGUAAAUUCAUAAAGAGAAGAAUCUAGACAAUACUCGGAAGAAAAACAGGUCUCUGAAAAUAUUCUCCAUGGAAUGCUGGAAAAGUUAAAAUAUCAUACAACUCAUAAGGCAAAGAACGCUGCAGCCAAACUUCAGUUACUACUGGAAAUACUCAAACCAAACCAUUAUGGUGCAGUUCUUAAAAUUUAGAACUGGUUUGUUAAUAUUAUGUGACUCCCCUAACGCUCAUUUUACAGACCGUUACUUAAGUUUUAUGGAGCCGUACACUUAAAGAGUGGAAAGGGACCUUAGAAAUGACCUGCUGUACCUAUCUCAUUUUACACAUGAACAAACAGUCUCAGAGAGACCAAGAGACUUGCCCAAGGUCACACAGGUCAUGAGCAUCACUGAGAUUAGAGCUCACAGCUCUUCACUCCAAUGACAGUGUCCUGUAUAUACCACACCAUUGCCUUGCUUGUUAUUUACAAGUUUUAAGAGACAUAAAAACGUAUAGAAGCAGCUUGGCAGAAUGAGUAGAGCCCUAGACUUGAAGUCAAGGACUGUCACUUCUCUGAGCUUCAGAAAAGUCUCUAAGGCUGUAGAUUAUAGAUGGGUUGAGAUGUGGGCUGGUUGACAAAAUCAUACAUCCUUGACUUAUUCUGUGAAGAAAACAUGGUGGAUUUGUUGAUUUACAAUUGGGGAAUAACAUUUAAAAUGUAUUUUUAAAAAGACCUCUCUCUUUUUGUCUUUUCUCCAUACCUACCUGGAAAUGUUUUCUUAGAUUAUAUUAAUCAAGUCUCCCCUUAAACUAUGUUCCAAGUUACUAUAUCAUACACAGAUACCUUCCUCUGCAAUUGCUAAAGUACUUUACAUUAGAGAUAUCAUUAAUUAGGAAAGAUUGACUUAAUGAUUUCAUGUGUCUAAGUAAUGUUUUCUUUUUUCUUUAUUUGCUUAUUUAUGUAUUUAUUUAUUUAUACUUUUUCCCCACCUUACAUGUAAAAACAAACUGUAACAUCG